Molecule: messenger RNA, 1965 nt
Organism: Liolophura sinensis
Lineage: Eukaryota; Metazoa; Mollusca; Polyplacophora; Chitonida; Chitonidae
Product: ras-related protein Rab-4B
Exons: 7
Coding region: 75-710 (211 amino acids)
Biological process (GO): Rab protein signal transduction
Molecular function (GO): GTPase activity; GTP binding
Source: RefSeq, a predicted model, not a curated record
CUUGUGUCGCCAUCUUGCGUAGUCCAUGGUUGACGGAAGGGAUUUGAUGUUUGGUUUAUCUUCGUUUUAUCAAAAUGUCAGAAACUUACGAUUUUUUGUUCAAGUUUUUGGUCAUUGGAAGUGCAGGCACUGGAAAAUCUUGUAUUCUUCAUCAGUUUAUUGAGAGCAAAUUCAAGCAGGAUUCCAAUCACACAAUUGGUGUAGAGUUUGGCAGCAAAGUUGUAAAUGUGGGAGGUAAAUCUGUGAAGCUUCAGAUAUGGGACACGGCAGGGCAGGAGCGCUUCAGGUCAGUAACUAGAAGCUAUUAUCGUGGAGCUGCUGGUGCUCUGCUGGUCUAUGACAUUACAAGCCGUGACACGUACAAUGCAUUGACUAACUGGUUGGCUGACGCCCGCACCUUAGCCAGUCCAAACAUCGUCAUCAUACUGGUGGGAAACAAGAAAGAUUUGGAGGCAGAAAGAGAAGUAACUUUUCUGGAAGCCAGUCGCUUUGCUCAGGAAAAUGAGUUGAUGUUCCUGGAGACAAGUGCCCUCACGGGAGAAAAUGUAGAGGAGACAUUUUUGAAAUGUGCACGAUCAAUUCUCACAAAAAUAGAAUCAGGUGAAUUGGACCCUGAGCGUAUUGGCUCAGGUAUACAGUAUGGGGACGCAUCUCUCAGACGCCUGCAGCGGAAUCAGACCACAACUCGCCGCCCAGACUGCGCAUGCUGACAUCGUGUUCAGGGUUUGAGUGUAGGCGAAGGCUGGAUGAGGGAGCUGACAGGAUGACAGGCAGAUUCUUCACUGUUCAGUGUGAACUUUGUACAUAAGCGCACAGCAGGUGUGAGCCUUGCUGCUGUAACCUAGCAUUGGUAGGACUGUACUUAUAUUACACAGAGACCCAGGCGCUGGGGGGGAUGGCACCAGUCUCUGCCCAGGGGAAGCUGUACACUGCUGCGGUCAUUUUCAGCAGAAACACUUCUUAAUGCACUGCUUUAACUUUAAGUUAACAUUCCAUUUAUGUAUACCUUUGUGUUGUACCUACUUUUAUUUAUUUUUGAAAGUUCAGACUUGUUCUGACAUGUAGAAGAAAGAAGUUUAGGGCAACUUUUAUAUACUAUACUCCAUUAUCUGAAGGCAGGGUUAAUUUCAUAUGGUUUGCUAUGCAUAGCUUACUGUCGUUUCAUUUGAGCAGGCUCUGUAUCAUGGUUGUAGUCAUGUAUUAAUGGUGACACUAACUCAAAAGUUUAACCUGUGUGAUUAUGAGAAGGAUUCAAGCAGUGAACAGCUGAGCCUGGGUAGCUGUUGGCCUGGGACCCCAGUCUGCUGUGCUAGGCUUUGCAUCUGUCUAUGUACAUAGCUGUAAUAUACCAUCUCAUGUGACAUGUUGUAUUAUAGUAACUGGGCAAACACUUUUUGCAUUAUAAUACAGGCUUGUUACUGGCUUGAUAUACACCAUAGCAAACAUUAUAUUGAUUGUAAUAUAUAUACAUAUAUACCAAGCCUUCGUGGACUUCAUUGUGAUCUAGUUUACUGUUUAAGACUUCGAUUUUUUUUUUCCAUUUCAUGUCUUAACUUUUGUGAGAUUUAUUUGAUGUCAUUGUUUCAAAAACGUCAGACACCUUUUCAUUUUCAGAGAAUAUUGAGCAAGUGAAUUAGUUAUGAUUUGCAUCUUUGUGUUUACAAUGUGAACAGUGCGAUUAACAUUGACGAUAUGACCUUUUAUUGAUUUGAGACAGAUGUUUAUUCUGUGUGGGGGAGGCUAUUUAUUAUACUGCUCAUCUCUUGGGGAAAUGUUGCGGACAAAUUUCUACCUGGGGCUUAUAGCUCGAAACUGCAUUGUUUCCAUUGUAACUGUAGUGUGUCCUAAAAUUUCGUCCGUGUCUAAGAUACUCAUUUCGCUGGAUUCUGAGAGUUCUGUCACCUGUAGAAAGGUCGUCUGAGAAUUUUUUUUUAGAAGGUAGGAUAUCAUACUGGAAAAAUUGUU